Molecule: messenger RNA, 3838 nt
Organism: Drosophila subpulchrella
Lineage: Eukaryota; Metazoa; Arthropoda; Insecta; Diptera; Drosophilidae
Gene: Hsf
Product: heat shock factor protein
Exons: 9
Coding region: 1262-3415 (717 amino acids)
Biological process (GO): regulation of DNA-templated transcription
Molecular function (GO): DNA-binding transcription factor activity; sequence-specific DNA binding
Source: RefSeq, a predicted model, not a curated record
CCAUAGAAUAGUGUGGCAGUGGCUCUAAAAUACCUGUUACGAACUGCUUUUUUCGGUGGCAGUGCCGCUAGCUCAGUCUUUUCUCAGGGCAGAGUACCCCUAAUGCCACAGCUCGCAACAUAAGUAUAGAUAACUUCACGGUCUCACAUUACUAAACUAUCGGUCAUCACUAAUGACAAAAACGUAAACAAACCAACAAAACUACAAAUAAUGACGGAAAAAUGGAUUACAUUUGGUGGCUAUCGGUGACCUAGCCAAGCGCUCCCACCCACCCAUGGGUGCCCUCGAGAUGCUGCAGGGCACCACCCAUUCUCUGUCGGCAGGACUACGGCGACUACGGCGGUUCCAUCUCCCCCACUGGGAAUGUUUACUCACACAUUGUGGGUUUGACAAAGGUUUAAUAAAUAUCCCUUUAAGACCGAAACCCGAGAGGAGGAUGACGCGGUACGCCGGAACGGACUCACCGGGAAAUGUUGACGUCGUCGUCGACUGUGAAAGGCUCCUCUUGCUGGUCGCUGAUACGGGUCGAACGGACACCGUUUGCUGGGCACCCAAGUCGGACUCGCAGCUGCAUCUGCCUUGAUUGUUGGACAGUAUGGCCGCGACUAUCACGAUAUCUGCUGAUCAUCGCCCCCGCCAUAUUACAUGGCCUCUCUCAGCAUUGGGUCAUUGGAUACAUGGGCCAUUUGAAGUAAUCCCAGAGCGAACCGUCAUUAAUCUUCAAAUGGCCAAAUCGCCCGCCAGACUCAUCCCGCUGCUGCAGCUAUCGCCCUAUCGACCUAACCUAUCGAUAACGUCGCUCCCACUCGACUCCAAUUGCAACAUACCAUCUGGCCAGGAAAAAAAUACUCAACUCCUAGCCGAGACAGCCACCUGUAUAUUUUGGUAUAUUCCCGGCAUAUACCAGAAACUUCGAGAGUACGGUCUCGACAAAAUGUUGGCAGCAAUAGUCGAGACACCCUCCUAACAUUCGCAUAAGACCGUAUUCGAAAAGGUAUAAAUAGCAGCCAACUUUAGUUCGAUGAGUUUUUGACAAACUGGUCACGCUGAGAACAAAAGCAAAAGCAAUUCGGAGAUUUCAUUAAAUUUUCACUUGUGAAUAAAACGCGGAAAAACACAUAAAAAACCAAAGAACUGAGUUAAAAAAAGCGGUACACGUCGAGAGUGAAGUGCAAAAAGCAAAGUAAACGAGUUGAAAGCGAGUUUAAUACUCUGUGAAAGCCUAGCGAGCUGUGAAAUUGUUAAGGCUGCUGGUCACUAUAUGUCCAGGUCGCGUUCAUCCGCCAAAGCCGUGCAGUUUAAGCACGAAUCGGAGGAGGAGGAGGACGACGAGGAGGAGCAGCUGCCUUCCAGGAGGAUGCACUCGUUUGGGGACGCGGGCGCCAUCGGGAGCGGGGUGCCGGCCUUUUUGGCCAAGUUGUGGCGCCUGGUCGACGAUGCCGAUACCAAUCGCUUGAUCUGCUGGACCAAGGAUGGCCAAAGUUUCGUUAUACAAAAUCAGGCGCAAUUUGCCAAGGAAUUGCUGCCCUUGAACUACAAGCACAACAACAUGGCUAGCUUCAUCAGGCAAUUGAAUAUGUAUGGAUUCCACAAGAUCACCUCCAUUGACAACGGAGGGCUGCGUUUCGAUCGCGAUGAGAUUGAGUUCUCCCAUCCCUUCUUCAAGCGCAACUCCCCCUAUCUGCUGGACCAAAUUAAAAGGAAGAUAUCAAACAACAAAAAUGGGGACGACAAGAGUGUGCUGAAGCAGGAGGCCGUGUCGAAGAUCCUCAGCGAUGUGAAGGUGAUGCGCGGACGCCAGGACAACCUGGACUCGCGCUUCUCGGCCAUGAAGCAGGAGAACGAGGUGCUGUGGCGUGAGAUCGCCAGCCUGCGCCAGAAGCACGCCAAGCAGCAGCAGAUAGUUAACAAACUGAUCCAGUUCCUAAUCUCCAUUGUGCAACCAUCGCGCAACAUGUCCGGCGUCAAGCGCCACAUGCAGCUUAUGAUUAACGAUACGCCCGAGAACGAUCGUGCCCGCACCACCAGCGAGACGGAGAGCGAGGGCGGCGGCGGCCCGGUCAUUCACGAGCUCAGCGAGGAGUUGCUCGACGAAGUGAUGAAUCCCUCGCCGACUGGCUACGCCGCAGCAUCGCAGUAUGACCAGGAGAGCGCCUCUCCGCAGGCCGUCGAGCGCCCACGUUCAAAUAUCAGCAUAAGCUCGCACAACGUUGACUACUCUAAUCAGAGCGUUGAGGACUUGCUUCUCCAGGGCAAUGGAUCUGCUGGCGGUCAUCUUUUGGUCGGCGGAGGCGCUUCUCCGCUUGCCUCCAGUGUGAGUCAGUCGCCGGCCCAGCAUAUUCUCUACACUGUCACCGAGGCACCCGAUUCCCAUGUCCAGGAGGUGCCCAACAGCCCGCCCUAUCACGAGGAGCAAAACGUGCUCACCACGCCCAUGGUGCGGGAGCAGGAGCAGAAGCGUCAGCAGCUCAAGGAGCAGAACAAGCUUAGACGACGCGCUGGAGAAGAUACGAUCGAUCCCGCCCCAAUUCUGGUGGAUGAAGGCCUGCCCAAGGUGCAGCGCAAGGGCACCCAGGUUAAUGUACAAUCUGAUGUGAUGGUCCAACCAAUGAUUAUCAAGGCCGAGCCGGAGAACAACUCUGGACUAAUGGAACUCAUGCAUCCAGCAAACUCUGAUCUGUACGAUGUGAACUUCAUCAGUGAAGAUAUGCCGACGGACAUUUUUGAAGACUCUUCUUUGCUCUCUGCUGGCGUGGAGGAGGCAGCCAAGCUGGAUCAGCAGCAGAAAUUUGGACAAUCGACCGUGAGCAGCGGCAAGUUUGCCAGCAAUUUCGAUGUGCCCACCAACAGCUCUCUGCUGGAUGCGAAUCAGGCCUCGACAUCGAAGGCUGCAGCCAAGGCGCAGGCCAAUGAGGAGGAGGCCAUGACUGUGGCCAAGUACACGGGCAGCGAGAAUGGGUCCCAACAACGAGACCCCAACAACGGUCAACUACUGAGAAUCCCUUCAGUGUUAGUAGACAAGAAGCAUUCAACAAUCAACCAGAACAGCCAUAAUCAAGAGGCUAAUUCUUACUGUUGCAGUGAUGACCUCCAUGGACACUUGGAUAGCAUGCAAGAUGAGUUGGAGACACUGAAGGAUCUGCUGCGUGGCGACGGGGUGGCCAUAGAUCAGAACAUGCUUUUGGGUCUCUUCAAUGACUCCGAUCUGAUGGACACCUAUGGCUUAUCUUUUCCCAAUGACAGCAUAAGCAGUGAAAAGAAGGCACCCAGUGGCUCAGAACUGAUUUCCUAUCAACCCAUGUACGAUCUGUCCGACAUUCUGGACACCGACGAUGGCAACAAGGAUCAGGAGGCCAGCAGACGUCAGCUGCAGACGCAGAACUCGGUUUUGAAUACGCCACGUCACGAGUUGUAACUUAUAUUAAGUAGUGGCAGCCCAGGCGACUAUCUGGGCGAACCAUUUGUUUUUAGUUUGUAAUGGAAUCAAUCUUUAAAACGUUAAUUUUCUUCACUUGCUCUGUCUAACCCUUCAGUUGAUUCAUACCUAUAAUCAUAUUAAUCACCGUAAUCAUAUUAAUGAUGCUGUAUAUGCCUUACGCACUAUAUAUAUGAUAUAUAGACUAACCAGUUCUUGUUGUAGAAAGACUCGAAGAAUCAGCUAAUAUUUAGAUGUAUUUUGUAUCCGGGGAUUUUGCGGGCCUCGGCUCAGGUAGAAGAUUUUUAGUUUGCACUAACCGAUCGAGAGGAUUGAACACUGCUCGGAUCGUGGACGAUUUAAGAUCGCACUUUUAUUAAUCUAUAAUAAAUUGUUUUAAGCCGCGUUAAGCUGCAAAUGAAA